CGCCACCCGUGUUGGACACGCCUAUGCUUUGAGCAAACACCCCAAAUUUCUUCAGUUGAUUCUACAGAAGGGGAUCCCUGUUGAGGUGCAGCCUAUUUCAAAUCAGGUGAGUUCAAUCUGUCGAGUGGCAACCAACUUCCAAUCAGGUGAGUGCAAUCUGGGACAACCCAUUGCCAAUCAGUGAGUCCAUCUGUUUAGGUGCAAUCAUAUCAUGCAACCCAUAUCCUAUCAGCUCAGUUUAAAGAAACUAUAUUUUUUUAAGUGAUGAAAAUGUGGGGGAGAUGUUGAAGGAGGGGGAGGGGGGGGGAGGAGACAACAUAAAAUAUAAUAAAUUAAAUUCUUGACAAUCUUGACAAUUUAAAAAACGGUUAUGUUAACUGAUCUAUGGGCUACAGCAAUCGUGAAUCAACAACAUUGCACAAUUUCUCUCGACUCUCUACCAGGUUUUACGCCUGGUCAGCGACUUCCGUAAUCAUCCGAUGGUGUCACUGAUGGCCCAGAACCUGUCUUUGGUCAUUAGCUGCGAUGACCGCACCACCAUGGAAUCGGCACCGCUGUCCCAUGACUUCUUUGUGGCGUUCACGGCCAUGUCCAGCGAAGACGCUGAUCUGACCCUCUUGAAACAGCUGGCCAUCAAUUCCAUCAAGUGA
Messenger RNA from Lymnaea stagnalis (great pond snail), 650 nucleotides. The record is from the annotation of a GenBank genome assembly. NCBI's taxonomy places the organism in Eukaryota, Metazoa, Mollusca, Gastropoda, Lymnaeidae.